This is a messenger RNA of Megalops cyprinoides (Indo-Pacific tarpon), 1877 nucleotides long. RefSeq names its product tripartite motif-containing protein 14. Bases 48 to 1499 code for a protein of 483 amino acids. Gene Ontology annotation, molecular function: protein binding. The record is from RefSeq and is a predicted model, not a curated record. The transcript has 6 exons. NCBI's taxonomy places the organism in Eukaryota, Metazoa, Chordata, Actinopteri, Elopiformes, Megalopidae.
CGGUGGUAUAAUGUGUGACACCAUGUUGACGUCUAUUCAAGCCCAGCAUGGCUGGUAAUUACGAGAGAGUACCUGUGUGUCUGCUGAGAACCAACAGCAGCAGCAAUAUUAAGAGCUCAUCUUCAUGCAUUAGAUCCAGCAGGCAUGUUAUAACAGGGAGCACUGCGUUGAUCUGGUUACAGUUUUUGCCAAUGGCGGAGAACGAGAAAGCGAUCGCCACCGCACAGAUGCCGGUUACGGUAGGGGACGUCGUUGCGUCAUCGUGCCACAGCACGGCGCCCCCUGCUGUCUCCGUCAGUGACCAGCAGGACAGCCCUCGCAGCUCUACUCCUCAGGACUUCACAGCGGAGCAGACCACCCAGCCGUACCCACGCUCCCCCAGGCUGGUCCGAAAAGCGAAUCAGACAGCCAGGCCCUCGGCGGAAGUGCUGUCCAGGCUCCUGGAAGAGCUGCAGGCAGAAAGAUCUAGAACGGAGGCCCAUUUACAGUCUCUGAAGAAAAGGAGUACUGACCUGUCGAGCAUCGCAGAGGCCAUGAAGCAGCAGAUCGGCGAGAGGUUCGAGAGCAUGCGGCAAGCCCUGCAGAAGGACGAGCAGGAGGUUCUGGACUCGGUGGAGCAGGACCGCAGAGAGACCGCCGGCCGGCUCAACCGCGUCCUGAAGGACUGGACCCAGCACCUGAACCAGGUCCAGAAGAACAUCACCAGCACAAAGAGAGCUCUGGAGCAGUCCGGGAAGGAGGGAGUCACGGAUUACACUGGGGAUCUAAGCUGUCACAAAAAGGAGGGCGCAGCUGAGGAGGAGAUCAAAAUGAAUGAGGACAGAUUUCAGAGGCUGCUGAAACUACUGCGCAACAUUUCAAAGGAUCUGCAGGCACAGCUGCAGAGAAAGACCUUCCUGCUGGAUUCCUUGGGGGUGCAAAUCGACAAACAGACGUCUCACAGACAGAUCGCGGUGGCGGGAGACGGGAGGGGGAUGUGCCUCUCCUCCGAGCCCCAGCCUGCGCCAGAGCUCCCCCUGCAGUUUGAGAGGGUGUACUGCGCACUGGGCUCGGUUGCCGUGGUGACGGGGAGGCACUACUGGGAGGUGGACGUGCGGGGCUGCUCGGCGUGGGCCGUGGGAGCCACCUACGGGUGCAUCGAGCGGAAGGGGAAGGAGAAGGGCGCCAAGCUGGGGCGGAACCGGCACUCGUGGUGCGUGGAGCUGCACGACGGCCGCCUCUCCGCCUGGCACAACGACCGCCACGUAGCCUGCCGCGCCGGCGGGCACGGGCCGCCGCGCAAGGUGGGCGUUCUGCUGGACUACCAGCGGGGCCGCCUGGCCUUCUACGACGCCCGCAGCAUGAAGCUGCUGCAGGAGUUCAGCGCCGCCCUCACGCCCGUGUUCGACAGGAUGCACCACCAGUUCACGGCGCCCGUCCUCCCCGCCUUCCGCUUCUUCAAACCCCAGAGCAGGCAGCUCGGGCCGGACAGGAUGGAAAUCUGCGACUUACGAGUUUAAAGGGCUUGUGCAUUCAAAAUGCUCACCUUUCCGAGAUCUUUCUCAAUGCAGUGUACUCACACCCUGUUGGUCCCAUGCACAAAUAUAAAGUAUCCAAUCUUAGGCAGACAGCAGAGGGGCUUUGAUAUACUAUGCAUUAUGCCUGUCUUUCAUUCAACUUUAUCAGACGCAAUUUGUUAUUUCUCUUUUUAAGUUGCUGCUAAAUGUCAAAAUGUAAAUGUAGUUAGGGGAGGUUCCUCGGGGUUGAUCUUGUAAUGUAUUAACACACACAAUCUGUAACAUAUUCAGUUAUUUGCUCUGUCUUACAGUAACUGGUGUACUUGUACAUCAUAAUCAUUUAUUUACUCUGUACAAUAAAGUACCCUUGAUCCUGUUUGA